AUGGGAAGCAGCACGGGCUCUCACCGGGAAGCUCGUGGUCUCCAUCAACCCGCAUACACCGGAGCCCUGCCCCGCCGGGUGUGCCGCCACGCACAAGAUGGCGUGCGGGGCGGGGCCGGACUGCGGCUGCUAGCGGACUCGGCAGGCCCUGCGCCUCUCCCGUCCGGUGCCCACACCGCGGCGCCGCUGCAGCCCGGGCCCCGCAAGGACCAUUACCACUCCUGCUCUGAUAGUGGAACUCGUCUGAUGACCAUCCUUAGGUCCUCCAUUUGGGGUACCACAGUCCAUUCGGGGGGCGGGGGCUGCCGCCGAGGGGACGGGGGCUGCCGCCGAGGGGACGGGGGCUGCCGCCGGGAGGACGGAGGUUGCCGGCGGGAGGACGGGGGCUGCCGCCGGGGGGACGGGGGCUGCCGGCAGGAGGACGGGGGUUGCCGGCAGGAGGACGGGGGCUGCCGUCGGGGGGACGGGGGCUGCCGGCAGGAGGACGGAGGUUGCCGGCAGGAGGACGGGGGCUGCCGUCGGGGGGACGGGGGCUGCCGUCGGGGGGACGGGGGCUGCCGGCAGGAGGACGGAGGUUGCCGGCAGGAGGACGGGGGCUGCCGCCGGGGGGACGGGGGCUGCCGGCAGGAGGACGGGGGUUGCCGGCAGGAGGACGGGGGCUGCCGCCGGGGGGACGGGGGCUGCCGGCAGGAGGACGGGGGUUGCCGGCAGGAGGACGGGGGCUGCCGCCGGGGGGACGGGGGCUGCCGGCAGGAGGACGGGGGUUGCCGGCAGGAGGACGGUGGCUGCCGCCGGGAGGACGGGGGUUGCCGGCAGGAGGACGGGGGCUGCCGCCGGGGGGACGGGGGCUGCCGCGUCCACGUUUCCGUCACCAACCGCUUCGUCCCUUCACUGGCCAAGUCCCUCGCGGGAUAUUGGAAACGCAGUUCGAAGGACUCCGCACUCGCUUCGUGGAUCCGGACUGCAGCCGCGGCAAACCGGGAGCUCCUUCCCUUGCCUUUAUCUUACAAUGUUGGCUGGAUCGUCUACCCGUGCUCCGAGAGGCUUCCAGGGUCCUUCUUCCGGGCCGCCGAAAUCGGCGUGGGCACCCCCCCUUUCCGAAGGGUCAAAGAAGUCCUCGCAGGCAGGGUGAAGAGUGCCUACCUGGCAGAGCUCUUCUACCCAGUGCUGAUGUUCCAAGAGGAGCUCAACAGGCAGUGCAGCAGCUGGGAAGAUGCCAGCAUGGCUGGUGAUCCCCAUCCCCCCUGCUCCCGGCUGGCUGCGGCUCAGCACCCGGAGCCGCUGCCUCUCCACGCCCGGCGGGGCUUCCGGCGCAGGCUCCCCGCACCCUGCGCUGCACCUCCGCGCUUUCGCUUUCGCUUUCCCGGCGAGGUCGGCGGUGGCGCGGCAGGGACCGGGGUCCGGCCGGAGGUACCGGAGAGGCUGAGGGGAGCCGGGGUCCGGCCGGAGGUACCGGAGAGGCUGAGGGGAGCCGGGGUCCGGCCGGAGGUACCGGGGAGGCUGAGGGGAGCCGGGGUCCGGCCGGAGGUACCGGAGAGGCUGAGGGGAGCCGGGGUCCGGCCGGAGGUACCGGAGAGGCUGAGGGGAGCCGGGGUCCGGCCGGAGGUACCGGGGAGGCUGAGGGGAGCCGGGGUCCGGCCGGAGGUACCGGGGAGGCUGAGGGGAGCCGGGGUCCGGCCGGAGGUACCGGAGAGGCUGAGGGGAGCCGGGGUCCGGCCGGAGGUACCGGAGAGGCUGAGGGGAGCCGGGGUCCGGCCGGAGGUACCGGAGAGGCUGAGGGGAGCCGGGGUCCGGCCGGAGGUACCGGGGAGGCUGAGGGGAGCCGGGGUCCGGCCGGAGGUACCGGAGAGGCUGAGGGGAGCCGGGGUCCGGCCGGAGGUACCGGAGAGGCUGAGGGGAGCCGGGGUCCGGCCGGAGGUACCGGGGAGGCUGAGGGGAGCCGGGGUCCGGCCGGAGGUACCGGGGAGGCUGAGGGGAGCCGGGGUCCGGCCGGAGGUACCGGGGAGGCUGAGGCGGGCGAGUUCAGGCACCGGGCGGGCUGAACGGAGCUGUCUGUCUCAGGCUCCUUCCCGGCGGCUCGAUCCCCGCGGUUCACUUCCACCCUGGGUCCCGUCCGGGAUGGCCUGUCCUCGGCUGUCCGGACGCGUUUCGGCCCCGCUGUCGGCGCCGGUGUCCGCGGCGCUGCUGGCGCUGCUGUGCGGUGCCUGGGCUCUGUCCGUCGCCCCGGAGAGCGCCGAGUUCCCCUGGACGGCGGUGAGGCUGCCCACCGACGUCGUGCCGCUGCACUACCGGCUGCUCAUCCACCCCAACCUCACCACGCUGACCUUCGCCGGCACCGCCGACAUCCAGGUGCUGACCACCCGGCAGACCGGCGCCGUCAUCCUGCACGGCAAGCGGCUCAACAUCAGUGAGGCCACCCUGGCCGAGGACGCCGUGGGCGAGGCGGCCGCGGGGCCGGCGCUGAGGGUGCUGCAGGAGCCCAGCCGGGAGCUGGUGGCUCUGCUGGCGCCGCGGCCGCUGCUCCCCGGGCGCCGCUACACGAUCCGCAUCCGCUACCGGGCGCGGCUCUCGCAGUCCUUCCACGGCUUUUACAACAGCAGCUACCGGACCCGGCAGGGAGAGCUCAGGGUGCUGGCAGUGACACAGUUUGAGCCCACAGCUGCCCGGAUGGCCUUCCCCUGCUUCGAUGAGCCAGCCUUCAAAGCCACCUUCUCCAUCCGGAUCCGCAGGGACCCCGAGCACCUCGCCCUCUCCAACAUGCCCAUUGUGAAGUCUGUGACUCUGUCUCCCUGGCUGGUCGAGGACCACUUUGAUACCACAGUCAGGAUGAGCACCUACCUGGUGGCCUUCAUCGUUUCAGACUUCAAAUCCAUCAGCAAAAUGAGCAGCCAUGGAGUUAAGGUCUCUGUCUACUCGGUGCCAGAGAAGAUCAGCCAAGCUGAGUAUGCCCUGGAGGCAGCAGUGAAGCUCCUGGACUUCUAUGAGGACUACUUUGGGAUUCCAUACCCUCUACCUAAGCAGGAUUUGGCAGCUGUCCCUGACUUUCAGUCUGGUGCUAUGGAGAACUGGGGGCUGACCACCUACCGGGAGUCAGCCUUGCUGUACGACCCUGAGAAGUCCUCCUCAUCCUCUAAACUGUGGAUCACCAUGGUGAUAGCCCAUGAGCUGGCCCAUCAGUGGUUUGGCAACCUGGUGACCAUGGAGUGGUGGAAUGACCUGUGGCUGAAUGAAGGCUUUGCCAAGUUCAUGGAGUUCGUGUCAGUCAGUGUCACCCACCCAGAGCUCAGAGUUGAAGACUAUUUCCUGAGGAGGUGCUUUGAUGCCAUGGCUGUGGAUGCUUUGAAUUCCUCCCACCCUGUGUCUACUCCUGUGGAAGACCCAGCUGCCAUCCUGGAGAUGUUUGAUGAGGUUUCUUAUGUCAAGGGGUCUUGUAUAUUGAAUAUGCUGAGGGACUACCUGACUGCUGAUGUGUUCAAAGCUGGGCUGGUGCAGUACCUGCAGAAACACAGCUACCAGAACACCAGAAAUGAGCACCUGUGGGACAGCCUGGCAAAUGUUUGCCCUACAGGACGUGCUGAGAAGAAUGAGCUGCAAGGGUUUUGCAGAAGAGGCCAGCAGCCUUCUUCAAGUGCACACUGGACUCAAGGAGAGACUCUUGAUGUGAAGGCAAUGAUGGACACUUGGACACUGCAGAAAGGUUAUCCCCUGGUAACAGUCACAGUGAGAGGAAAAAAUGUCCACCUGCAGCAGGAGCACUACAUGAAGGGAGGAAAGCCUUCCACAUCCACAGGGUCCCUGUGGCACAUCCCCCUGACCUACAUCACCAGCAAAUCUGACACAGUCCAGAGGUUCCUGAUGACUACCAGAGCAGAUGUCCUGCUCCUGCCAGAAGAGGUGGAGUGGAUCAAGUUCAACGUGGACAUGAAGGGCUACUACCUGGUGCACUACGCAGGGGGGAUGUGGGACCCCCUGAUCAGCCUCCUGAGGGACAGGCACACCCUGCUGAGCAGCAGUGACAGAGCCAACCUCAUUAACAACGUGUUCCAGAUGGUCAGCAUCAAGCAGCUGCCCAUCUCCAAAGCUUUGGACCUGACUCUGUACCUGCAGCAGGAGACUGAGAUCCUGCCUGUCCUGCAGGGCCUGCACGAGCUGAUCCCCAUCUACAGGCUGAUGGAGGCCAGGGGGGAGGAUGGCACCACCCAGCAGCUGCAGGAGCACCUGGUGAGGCUCUUCAGGGAGCUGAUUGACCACCAGUCCUGGAGCGAUGAGGGCUCGGUGUCGCAGCGGCUGCUGAGGAGCUCCCUGCUGCUCUUUGCCUGCCUGCACCGCUACCAGCCCUGCCUGGACAAGGCCUCCAGGCACUUCACACAGUGGCAGCAGUCCAAUGGAACCCUCAGCUUGCCAGCAGAUGUGAAGUCAGCUGUGUACGCCGUGGGGGCUCAGACAGCAGAGGGUUGGGAGUUCCUCCUCAGCAGGUACCAGCUGCCUGCCUUCAGCACAGAGAGGGAGGACAUGGAGAUAGCUCUCAGCCUCAGCAGAAGCCAGGAGAGGCUUCAGUGGCUGAUGGACCAAGGUCUGCAUGGGGACAUCAUCAGGACCCAGGACCUGCCCUCCCUUCUUGUCUUCAUUGCCAGGAACCCCUCUGGCCAUGACCUGGCCUGGGCCUUCCUGAAAGCCAACUGGGACCAGAUCACAGCAAAGUUCGAGCUGGGCUCCAGCUCCGUGGCACAGAUGGUGACAGGAGUGACCAGGAGGUACUCGACACGGGCACAGCUGGCACAGGUGGAGGAGUUCUUCAGCUCCCUGGAGGAGAAGGGCUCCCAGCUGCGCUGUGUGCAGCAGGCCAUGGAAACCAUCCAGGACAACAUCCAGUGGAUGGACAGCAACCUGGAGCAGCUCAGGAGGUGGCUGCACAACCACCACCACAAGGGUCCUGGUGGUCAGGAAUGA
Messenger RNA from Dryobates pubescens (Downy woodpecker), 4950 nucleotides. It is a transcript of the gene ERAP1, whose product is annotated as endoplasmic reticulum aminopeptidase 1. The transcript has 24 exons. The record is from RefSeq and is a predicted model, not a curated record. Gene Ontology annotation, biological process: peptide catabolic process; proteolysis. Lineage: Eukaryota; Metazoa; Chordata; Aves; Piciformes; Picidae. The coding region runs from base 1 to 4950 and encodes 1649 amino acids. Gene Ontology annotation, cellular component: cytoplasm. Gene Ontology annotation, molecular function: zinc ion binding; peptide binding; metalloaminopeptidase activity.